AUGGAGGGAGAAGAUGUGCAUGGACUAGUUAUUGACAAUGGCUCAGGAUUCAUUAAAGCUGGCUUUGCAGGUGAUGAUGCUCCUCGCUCAAUAUUUCCUUGUGUAACUGGAAGACCCCGAAAUAAUCAAAUAGGAAAUGACCAAAAGGAUUUAUACGUAGGAGAUGAGGCAAGGUCAAAAUAUGACAUGCUGAGUUUGAAGCACCCAAUUGAACGAGGGAUUAUCGUGGAUUGGGACGAAAUGGAAAAGAUUUGGAAUCAUACAUUUUUCAGUGGGCUAGGGGUAGCUCCAGAUAAUCAUCCUCUUCUCCUUACAGAAACACCGCUAAAUCCGAAGUACAGCAAAGAAAAAAUGACUCAAGUUAUGUUUGAGGCCUUUAACAUUCCAGCUUUUUACAUUGCAUCUCAGCCAGUUCUUUCCCUAUAUUCCAGUGGCAAGACAAUAGGUCUAGUUAUUGAUUCAGGAGAUGGAAUUACCACCACAGUGCCCAUUUAUGAAGGUUAUGCUUUGCCUUACUCAAUCAAGAGUUUACCAUUGGGAGGGAAAGAUAUGACUGAAUAUUUCAUUUCUUUGCUAAUUCACUCUAUAUAUUUAAAAUUUUUAAAAAAUCAAUAAUUUUUAAUAAUAACAAUAAGCAAAAAUGAAGUAAGUGCUAAAGGAUAUAAAUUUAAUACCUGUGCAGAAAGAGAAAUUGCAAGAGAUAUCAAAGAGCAAAUAUGCUAUGCCGCAAUGAGAUUCAAAGAUGAGCUAAAUGCAGCUGGAGCAAGCAUAGAAAAAAACUAUGAUUUGCCUGACGGAAGAUCUUUAAUAAUCAGGGAAGAACGAUUUAAAUGCCCAGAAGCAAUGUUUGACCCUUCGCUAAUGAAUAUUGAUGAAGAUGGAAUUCAUUUGAUUGCUAACAGAUCGAUAAUGAAGAGUGAUGUUGAAAUCAGAAAAGAACUUUACUCAAAUAUUUUGCUGAGUGGAGGAAAUACGCUAUUCUCAGGCAUGGCAGAACGUUUAAUUGUAGAAAUGACAUGCCUUGCUGGAAUAAGAAAUAAUGGUGACGUUGAUGGAAAUUGGAUUCCUAGGCGGCAUCUUCUAUUGGAGCGGUGGACUAGAGCGAUGGGUGGCAAAAGAUGAUCUUCAUGAGUGAAGUAGAGCAUAUCAAUGGGAAGCCUGCUGAAACAGGGUAUUUUAUUUCUCCUGCGAAGGUUUUACUGUUCCUGCCAGAUGAACUAGGCAGUUAUACCUGCCACAUGGCCAUUGUUACCAGACCAGUGGAUACUCUACAGAUGGUGGGUCUGCUCAGGAGAUUAAUGCCCUGGAUAGGUGAUUCCGUUGGAGAUUCAAGAUGGUAGCCUUCCAUUUUCCUCAUUUAAACUCCCAGGCGUAUGGAGGCUACGACUUUGGAGCCCGAGAUAGGGCAAAGGCAAGUGGGUUGCCAGUUUAACAUUUUAAUUUGCUGGAAUAUCGUCUAAGGUGAGAGUAACAGCACCUGCUGAAAGAUCUACUUCAGUCUGGAUUGGUGGCUCAAUUUUGGCUUCUUUGUCAACAUUCCAACAAAUGUGGAUAACCAAAGCUGAGUACGAAGAAGCGGGCCCUACAAUUGUACACAGAAAAUGCUUUUAA
Molecule: messenger RNA, 1611 nt
Organism: Blepharisma stoltei
Lineage: Eukaryota; Ciliophora; Heterotrichea; Heterotrichida; Blepharismidae
Source: the annotation of a GenBank genome assembly